UUGUAGGAGCAGUUGUAAUCAUGAUCUUUGCUUAGUAGUACUAAGGGGGCGUUUGGUCGGGGGUCUUAAGGAAAGGGAAAGGGAAUGGAAAUAUCCCAUUCCCUUUGAUGUUGUUUGGUUCCCAUUUUCAAUGAUUUUCUUUCCCCCAUUUAAGUUUUAGGUUUAUCCAAAUGAGGUAAACCUCAUUCCCCACCUCCCCCUUUACUUUGCCAUUCCAUUCCCUCCCUCAUUCAGCAACCUCUCCUCUCCAAACCCUACUGCUUGCUUGCCAUUUUUCUCCUUCCUCGCGCCUCCUUCCUCACCAAAAUCGUUGGCACCUCCUUCCAUUCGUCGCGCCUCGUUCAUCUUCCUCAAGCUCUCAUCUCUUCCUCGCGCGUCCUUCCUCCUGCUGUUGCGCCUUUAUUCUUACUCUCGAUUUUGCUCCCGCCAUUGUCAAAUGUAAGUUAGUUGCUGAUUUCUCACUCUCGUUUCCUUCACUGCUGCUAUUACUUGCUGCUGUUCAAUCUCUGAUUUCCUUCACUCUCGUUUCAUUCAAUCUCUGUUCAAUUGCUGUUCAAUCUAGUUGAUUCUCUGUUGAAUCAGAUUUGUGUUCUUUGGAUUUAAUGUUGGGUUGUUGAUUAUUACUUAUUGCUGGGUUGUUUAAUGUAUGGUGAUUAUGGUUGAUUUAAUUGCUUGAUUUAAUUGCUUGAUUUUGCUGGGUUGUUGGCGUGUUAAUGCCACUGAUUUAAUUGUUCUGGUGAUUAUGGUGAGGAAAAUUUUGUCAUUGAAUUCAGAGGCUGUUUGUUUUUGAUAAUGUAUGAUGAGGAAAAUUCUAAUAAUGAUGAUUAAUUCACAUAAUCCUGAUUAAGAGGCUGUUCGUUUUUGGAUUUGGGUUUUUUUGUAUGCUGUUUGUUUGGUUUUGAAGAAUACAUGGAAACAAGCUACUUGGUACUUGUUUGAUGUUCUUAUUGAUGUUCAUUUCUACAGAAAAUUAGCAUUGAUACUUCUUUGAAAAGGAAGAGAAAUUGGGAGUGUAUUCGGUUCAUAAUUACUAUGAUUAAUUGUGUUGUGUUGCUACAUUUGAUGUUGUACUCGAUGAGAAAAACUAUAUACGAUUCCCAUUAUCUUAAGCUUGAUAAAAAACUAGGAGAAAAAUGAGAUUGCACAACUUGAAUAGAAUGAUUAGAGAAAGUGACACUUUGUGUAGGAACUAUCUUCGUAUAAAUCGAUACACAUUUGGUGUACUUUUAGAGAUGGUUAGAGAUAUUGGUGGAUUAAAUGAAACAAGAAACACAUGUUUGGAAGAGAUGGUUGCGGGUUUCUUAUACACAUUAGCUCACCAUAAGAAAAAUAGAAUGAUGGGUGCACAUUUUUAUAGAAGUGGUGAAACUAUUAGUAGCCAAUUUCAUGCUUGUUUGUUAGCAAUCUUAAAGUUACAUGCUAUUCUUCUUAAGAAACCAACACCAACACAAGAGGAUUGCAACGAUGAAAGAUGGAAAUAUUUCAAGAACUCAUUAGGUGCCCUUGAUGGUACAAUGAUUCUAGUGAAUGUUCCUUGUGAUGAUCGAUCCAAAUAUCGGAGUAGAAAAGGUACCCUUGCUAUGAAUGUAUUAGGAGUAUGUUCACCCGAGAUGGAAUUUAUGUAUGUCUUACCUGGUUGGGAGGGGUCGGCACACGAUGGUCGGAUUCUUCGAGAUGCUAUUUCUAGGCCUAAUGGGUUGAAAGUUCCAAAAGGUUGUUAUUAUCUAUGUGAUGGAGGAUAUACUAAUGGAGAAGGAUUCCUUGCACCCUAUAGAGGGCAUCUUUAUCAUCUUAGAGAAUGGAAUAAUGGCCCCCGACAACCCCAAACCGCCGAAGAAUAUUUCAACUUAAGGCAUGCAAAAGUUAGAAAUGUGAUUGAGAGAUGCUUUGGAUUACUCAAGGGAAAAUGGGGGAUUCUUAGAAGUCCUUCUUGGUUUAGUUUACAAACACAUGGUCGAAUUGUACUUGCUUGUGCUUUAUUACAUAAUUUGGUAAAGAGAUACAUGCUUGUAGAAUUUGAUGAUGAGGACUUGUUUGAGGAAAAUGAUAGUGAUGAUAAUGAUGGUGAUGAUAAUGAUGGUGAUGAUAAUGAGGAAGAUGAUGUGGAGUACAUAACCUCCAUUGUUGUAACCGAUCCAUGGACGAAUUUUCGAAAUACAAUGGCCCAAUAUAUGUUCAAUGAUUGGAGGGCUAGACAACGCAGACUUACUUUGUGAUGUUAUUCCUUUUUAUUU
Messenger RNA from Amaranthus tricolor (Joseph's coat), 2234 nucleotides. RefSeq names its product protein ANTAGONIST OF LIKE HETEROCHROMATIN PROTEIN 1-like. NCBI's taxonomy places the organism in Eukaryota, Viridiplantae, Streptophyta, Magnoliopsida, Caryophyllales, Amaranthaceae. Bases 1134 to 2216 code for a protein of 360 amino acids. The record is from RefSeq and is a predicted model, not a curated record. The transcript is spliced from 3 exons.